AAGCCGAGCUGCUCUCACUUCUCUUUCUGUGGGGUGGCUGCAAAUCCAACCUCAUUAACUCAGGAGUGCUCAGAGGGACCCGAAAAUGACUGCCCAAACCCCACCCGAGCCCCCCAGAUGCUGUUGCUUCAACAUCAAGACAGCGACAGUGGCCCUGGGCAUCUUCCACAUGGUCAUGAGCAUCCUGCUGCUGAUCGAGUAUUCCCUGGAGGUGGCCAAUGGGAAGGGCUUCUGCAAAGACCUGGACAACAAUUACUACAGAAUUGCUGAUAUCACCACCAGUUUCAUGCUGAUCCUCAUGUUGUUCGUCAUCAGCUUCCACCUCCUGCUCGGGGUGCUCAAGAAGAGGGAGCGGUUCCUGAUCCCCUUCUUGGCUCUGCAAGUCAUCGAUUUCCUCCUGAGCCUCCUGACCAUGUUCAGCUCCUACAUCCAGGUGCCAGCGAUCAUCUCGGUGUCCUCCCUGGGCCACACGCAGGGCCACGCCAGGACUCCCCUGCUGGCGCUGCAGCUGCUGGAUUUCUGCCUGAGCAUCCUCACCCUGUGCAGCUCCUACAUGGAGGUGCCCACCUACCUCAGCCUCAAGCCUGUGGACAGUGGGGGCUCUUUGCCAGCCCUGGAGAAGCUGCCAGCAGAGGAGUAUGCCAAAGUGAUGAUCACCUUCACCAUCGCCUUCGUGGCUGUGCUCAUCCUCAAGGCCUACAUGUUCAAGUGUGUCCUGAGCUGCUUUAAGUUCAUCAAGGCCAGCAGGAGGGAUGAGGAGAAAGUGGAGCCACACACAGUGGAAAAGGCCGUGCUGCCGUCCUAUGAGGAAGCCCUGGAACUGCCUUCCAAGGACUGUCCCCCUCCCUACGUGACCAUCUGAGCCCGGCCUGGGGGAGAGCUGCACCAGGCACUGCUGCUGCCCCUCCCCGCGGAGCCCAGAGCUCACCCAGAGCCGCUCCCAGCUUUAUCCAGCCACGUCCUGCCAGGGAACUGCGGGGCCUUGUCCCCCAAAACUUCCUGACCCUGGCACCCCAAGUUCCUGACCCUGGCACCUCAGUUUAUUGACCCUGUCACCUCCAUUUCCUGUACCUGGCACCCCAAGUUCCUGACCCUGGCACCUCCAUUUCCUGACCCUGGCACCCCAAGUUCCUGACCCUGGCACCUCCAUUU
This is a messenger RNA of Lonchura striata (white-rumped munia), 1152 nucleotides long. RefSeq names its product lysosomal protein transmembrane 5 (gene LAPTM5). The record is from RefSeq and is a predicted model, not a curated record. Lineage: Eukaryota; Metazoa; Chordata; Aves; Passeriformes; Estrildidae. Gene Ontology annotation, cellular component: lysosomal membrane.